AUGAUGACAACGGCCAAAAGAGCACUGCAGUGGAUACAAUCGCAGCUAUCCUUUGAAGGAUGGCCUGUGGACUCGCAGUUUCGAAGUGAAAGUAGCCUUGGCAGGAUCGCCACCAUUGCAGGGCUUCUUGGUAUCUUCCUGGGAACACACAUUUGCCUUUUCAGUGUCUUGAUCCUUCACCGGUGCUUCUCACUGGUGCCUGUUCUAGAUGAAUUCUUUUCUCUGGAACAAAUUGACAUGAUGUGGCAAUGGAGUGGCUAUGUGGUGCUUCUGUGCUCCUUUCACUUGACGGAAUUUUUCGUCACGGCAAUCUACAACCCAACUGUGGUCACGGCAGAAUCGUUCCUGGUGAAUCAUUCCUUGGAUUAUACAGCCGCAUUCUUGCUCUCUGCAACAGAAUUCUGGACUCGAUUUUUCCUGUAUCCUUUCUUCAGCACCCCCGUUUUCAUUGUGGGUCUGGGGAUGGUGUUGUUUGGACAAGGAAUAAGGGCCAUUGCCAUGGCAACUUGUGGGGCAAGCUUCAAUCAUAAAAUCCAGACAUCGAAAAAGGAUACUCAUGUCCUGAUCACUCAUGGAAUCUACUCUUACUUUCGGCACCCAUCUUAUGUUGGCUUUUACUAUUGGGCUAUUGGUACACAAUUACUACUGAACAAUACACUUCACUCAUUUCUUUUUGCAGUGGCUUCUACCAUGUUCUUCCGCAAGAGAAUACCAUAUGAAGAAGAGUCACUGAUGAACUACUUCCCGGAUCAGUAUGCUUGCUAUGCAGCAACAACUUGGGUUGGUAUCCCUUUUAUACCUCCGUGUGACAAAUGCAAGAUAACAUAG
Messenger RNA from Seminavis robusta, 828 nucleotides. NCBI's taxonomy places the organism in Eukaryota, Bacillariophyta, Bacillariophyceae, Naviculales, Naviculaceae. The record is from the annotation of a GenBank genome assembly.